Messenger RNA from Ficedula albicollis (Collared flycatcher), 5088 nucleotides. It is a transcript of the gene DNAJB12, whose product is annotated as DnaJ heat shock protein family (Hsp40) member B12. The coding region runs from base 1144 to 2037 and encodes 297 amino acids. Gene Ontology annotation, molecular function: Hsp70 protein binding. The record is from RefSeq and is a predicted model, not a curated record. The transcript is spliced from 7 exons. Gene Ontology annotation, cellular component: endoplasmic reticulum membrane. Lineage: Eukaryota; Metazoa; Chordata; Aves; Passeriformes; Muscicapidae. Gene Ontology annotation, biological process: cellular response to misfolded protein.
GGCCAGAUAGGAUAUCUUGGCUCAUCAUCAGUGUUGUUUGCACUUGCCUAAAGAAGGUGAUACCCCCAUGGUGCAAGGUCUGUGGUGCGCAAUCCGUGGGAGGAGGUGGAACGUCCUUCCCACUUCUAGGGUCUGGGUGAAGGACUGCACGCUCAGGAUGCUGGGGCCUGUGUAAAUAUCCUUGGCUGGGUUUCACUGUGGCAUGUGUGCCUGUUCUUUUCAAUGGGGGUGAAGAAAUCAGUCUGAUGCUUGGUUUAAAAAGCAGUUUUAAAAGGUGGUGCUGUGCAGCUGCCAGGGAAAUGCAUGCUGGAAAGAUGCUCGGAGCCUCCCUCCAUUGUUUCACCUGGGUGGUUAGGCCAGGCCUGGAUGUUUGUCCCCUCUUGGCUGGAGGGGGUGGAAGACAGUGCCUGAGCCUUGGAAGGAGGAAAAGAAGAGGGAAGGUGGAUUUAUACCCAGCAGUAACUGGGAGGGAAGGUGAUUUCACAGCUGCUGUAGCGACUGGAGAACAAAGCACCCGUGUGACUCGUGUGAAGAGCUGGCAGCCAGCAGUGCUGCAGCUCUGUCCCCAAAAGGGGAGUGUCCCCGUGGGAUUGGCAGCCCACAGAAUUAUUUUCUGAGCUCUCUAAAGAUAUGGCAUCGUCACAUCACUUCGCCAGCACUGUAGGCUCUCCAAGGCAGGAGAUAAAGAGGAAUAAUACACUUUAGAACGUGCCAGAGGACAAAUUUGGACACGCUUUGCUGUUGAGGAGAGAUAGAAGGGAGAAAAGGACAGGGAUACACAGCUUUGUUAAUCUGCUGUGGAUGGAUGGACUGUCUGUCUGGGUGAUCCUGGGGUUUUUAUGGAGGUUGUGUGUUUUGGGAGACUCAGAUUAUCUUCAUGAGUAGCCCUCACACCUGGGUGAGAAACAACAGGAGCUGCAAGAUUACGUGGGAGGAAAGGCAAGGGUCUUCCUGGGGCAGGAUGGCAGAGAUGAAGAGGAGUCUCUUCAUGGGGGAGCUGGAAGGGCAGGUUGAGCUUGGUGCAUUCUUCUCUAUGUUUUUGUUUCUCUCCUUUCAGCUCUGCUUGAGUCACUCAACAAGAACGAGCAGCCAGCCAAUGGCCAGUCCCAGUCCAAGGAACCCACGAACCCUCAGUUCAGGAGAAUGAGCGGAGACUUCCCCAACGGAGAGGCUGGGGGGGAGGCCCCCAAGGGCUACACUCAGGACCAGCUGGAUGCAGUGAAGAGGGUAAAGCAGUGCAAAGAUUACUAUGAAAUUCUGGGAGUCAACAGAGAAGCUUCUGAUGAGGAUCUGAAAAAGGCCUACAGGAAACUGGCCCUGAAGUUCCACCCGGACAAGAACCACGCUCCAGGGGCAACAGAGGCCUUCAAAGCCAUCGGGAACGCGUACGCCGUGCUGAGCAACCCGGAGAAGAGGAAGCAGUACGACCAGUUCGGGGAUGAGAAACUCAACCCCGCCCGCCACGGGCACAGCCACGACUUCCACCGCGGCUUCGAGGCCGACAUCUCCCCCGAGGACCUCUUCAACCUGUUCUUUGGGGGUGGCUUUCCCUCUAGUAAUGUUCACGUGUACAGCAAUGGCAGGAUGAGAUACACCUACCACCAGAGGCAGGACAGGCGAGAGCACCAGGGGGAUGGUGGCCUGGGGCUGUUUGUCCAGCUGAUGCCCAUCCUCAUCCUGAUCAUCGUGUCUGCUCUCAGCCAGAUGAUGGUCUCCAGCCCACCCUACAGCUUGAGCCACAGGCCGUCUGUGGGUCACACACACAAGAGGGUCACAGAGCACUUGAAAGUCCCCUACUACGUGUCCGAGAGCUUUGCUGAGGAAUACACGGGCACGAACCUGAAGAACGUGGAGCGGAGCGUGGAGGACGACUACAUAGCAAACCUUCGGAAUAACUGCUGGAGAGAGAAGCAGCAGAAGGAAGGCUUGUUGUACCGGGCACGCUACUUCGGGGACUCGGAUCUGUACCAGCGGGCGCAGAAGAUGGGCACCCCCAGCUGCAGCAGACUGUCAGACGUCCAGGCCUCCCUGCACUGAUAGCCCCAGCCCAAGUAUGAGCAGGGAAGCAUAGUGCUUUGAUCACUGAGAUCCCUGAUUGAGACACAGCCCUCCAGGAGUCUCCUCGGGGUGCAGGGUCCCCUCCGAGCAGCGCUCCCUCGUUAAAUCAGGAAUUGAUUGGGUUUCCUUUGCAUGUCGGCACCCUCGGCUCUCUCCAGGCUCCCUGUUUUCUCUGGCCUCUGGGAGCAGGGCAGCACCCCUUGGCGGGGUUGGAAGUUGUUUCAUGUGCUGUGGCAUCCAGCCCCCACAUUUUAAUGAACUCUUGGUUUGGGUUGCUUUGUUGCCUUUCUUGCUGGGAAAGCCGUUACCCCUGGCACGUGCUGGCAGGGAAUGGAGUCCCACCCAACAGGUGUUCCUUGUCCCCCCUCCCGUGGCCUUCCCAUUCAAGGAGAACAAAGCAAAUGUUCCCAGCAGGUUGUAGAAGUAACUUGCUGGGUUAAACUGGCAAGAAAAGGAAAAGCAGCUGGUGGGGGGGGUCUGGAAGAUUUGGAGAGCUUGGAUUAAGAAGAGCCCGGAUAACACGAGUGAGACCCGAUGUGCUGGGAGAACUGCACCAAAAUAAUGAAAAAAAAUUGCCACAGGGUUUGGAGUACUUUUUCUGCAUAAAUUUUUGGGCUGAUUGCACCUACCAGGUACUGCUGGGCUGGCUGUGAAAUGUGCAGAUCCCACUACCCCAAAAUUAUCUGAACACAGGAUUUCUAUGGAGAAACUCCUGGGUGAAGCUUAUCCCAGGUGUUGUGUGGACACACUUCCAGCUCACAGGGACUCCUUGAGGACUGAGCUGCUUGAUUUGCAGUUUUGGACAAUCUGAAAGUUUGGCCUUUAAAGCAAAUCCUCUGGGACACUUUGGGCUUUUUUUUUUGGGUCUAUCCUGGUUUUGGAUCCGUUCUUAUCUUGAUCAGCCUGCUCUCUCAUUUGGAUGACUGUGCCUCUUCUGGUGUUAAUUACCUGCUUUUCUUUAAUUCCCUCCCUGCACCUGUGGUCUGGAAAGAGCCUGGAGAAGCUGCUGCCUGUGCUGUGGGGUGGGGAAGACAGGGGGAGUCACAGAUUGUCCAGAGAGGAGACUGACACUGCUGCUGCUUUUGUUCCCAGAAAUGCCUGGAGACUUUUGGGGAAGUGCACCGAGCCGAGGUGACAGACUUUGCUAUUUAAAAAGAAUCAAACCUUACCUUACCAAUGGAAUUGGAGAGAAUUAGCAACGCACAACUGCCCCUCUCUCUUCUCUCUGCCCCUCUCUGACGAUUGCAGGCAGAGCUUGGGACAGGAAAUCCAGCUCUCAGUCUUCCUGCCCCCCUUCCAACACUGCUUGCGUGCUCCCAGGAUCCCACAAGGAUCCCACGGCCCCUGGAACAGACACCCAGGGUGUAAAAUUAUCCAAACUAACUGCAGAAGCCGUGAAGCAGAAGGAGACCCUUCACUGCUGCCAGUGGAGAGAGAAGUGGGACAAUUUGUUGAUAAAAGAAGACACUAAAGAGAAAGAAAAGAAAAUAUAAUUUAUUUAGCAUUAAUUUAUAGCUGUAUAUAUGUUAAACUUUUUAACUAUGCAGGGGUUAGAUGAUUAAAUUAUUUUGGUUUCUGUCCGUUUUGGGGAGCAGGACAGCAGGAGGCUGGGCAACAGGAAUCCCUUUGCAGUUGCUGUGCUUUGCUCACAGGAGGACAUUCUAUGGAUGGGGAUGUCCAUACACCUGCUCAUGGGCUUUUGAAAAACCAAAAUCCCAGAAGUGCAGGGGGUCCCAGAGAGCGUGGUGUGGAUUUGCAGCGUCGGCAGGAGCCAGGGGUCAGCUGAAGGAUUGUCCUGGAUGGAUUUUGCUCGUCAGUCUUUGGUUUUCAUUUGUGCACAUAGCUCCCUUUUUCUGCCGAGUCUGCUGGAAUUCUGCCUGCUAAUCAGGGCUUUCCAUCAGCCUGGCCCUUUGUUGGGAGGUUUUGUGCAUGUCCUCACCCACCCAGCCCUGGCCUUCACACCCCAGCUCGUGUUUCCUGGAGGACACCUGGAAAAUGCCACAAAUCCACAAGGAGCAAAGCAUUCUGCUGGGGGAGAUCAGGGGGUGUCUGCUCUGCCCUCUGCCCCACCAAGGGCAGGACCAGUGGAGGCUGCUCCAGGUGAGGAGCCAUCUCUUGGAAGCAAAGCCAGCACGAGCAGAGCCACCUCCCAUGGAAUAAACUGGAUUUUUUUUUUUUUUUUCCUUCUGCUGCUCUGCAGCUCAUCUGUGUCUAAAGACAUUUCCAGUGAAAAUCAUCCCCUGGCACAGUCAGGGGGGUGAGUUGGGAGCACAGCAGCUCCUGGGUGGGCUGGCAGAAAUGGUUUUAUCCCGUUGUCCUUAGGAAUCCCUGCGCUCUGUCUUGGCUGUUUAUUUAUUUUCUGAAAUCUCAGCCUCCCGUUGGCUGCAAGCCCUGUUAUCCCACAGCCACCAUGGCUUGGACCUGAUUUUAUGGGAUUUUAUCCUUUUUUUUUUUUUUUUUUUUUUUAAUGGUUCCUCCACCUUCAGAAGAAAUUGGGGUGGAAAUUCAGGAUUGGAAAUAGAGGCACAGGGAUGAUGGGGACGGGGUCAAACCAAAAUCCUGCUCCCAGAAGGAGCUGGAGGUGUUGCCCAAUGGCAUUCCCUGCCUGGAGCCUGCCCACCAAAGCCUUUGGGUUAUUUUUCCUGGUAGAUACCCACAGAUCAUAAGGAGGGAGAGUGGAUCCCAGUGGAUGCUCACAGAGGCUGUAUCUCUCGAUUUAGAGUUAAUUAUACAAUUGUACAUCUAUAAAUAAAUGUUUAUAACGUGAAAGGCUCUGGCUGGGUUGGUGUCCUGUGGAUCCCUGCUCCAGCCAGCUCUGCUUUUGCAGCUCCUCGGUGGUGGGUGGAAUUUGGAGUGUUUGCCAUCCCAGUGGCUGAGAGCUCUGGUCCUGCCCUGAGGUGGCAGAGGGAAGGACAGGGAGAGGAUGUGGUGCCCCUGUGAGACCUGGCAAGGUGACAGCAAACACCCAGCAGGGCUCUUUUGCUUCAGACUCAUUCCACUGGGAUUUCCCAGUCCUUCCUCCCAUCCCAU